Molecule: messenger RNA, 1192 nt
Organism: Dunckerocampus dactyliophorus (ringed pipefish)
Lineage: Eukaryota; Metazoa; Chordata; Actinopteri; Syngnathiformes; Syngnathidae
Product: hyaluronan and proteoglycan link protein 3-like
Exons: 4
Coding region: 1-1071 (356 amino acids)
Biological process (GO): cell adhesion
Molecular function (GO): hyaluronic acid binding
Source: RefSeq, a predicted model, not a curated record
AUGGGUCGCCUCCAGGUGCAGGUGCUGUGGUGUCUUCAUCUGAUGCUCUCAAACUGGACUCUGGCUGCACCCAACUCCUUCUACCAAAAAUACCUCCAUGGCAAGAACCAAGACAAUCAAUACAAUCGUGUGAACCUCAAAGUGGAAUCUGCGUCAUCCGUGUUUGCACUCCGGGGGGGAAACGCCACUCUGCCAUGCAGGUUUUGGUACGAGCCGGAGUUGAACUCUCCCAGGGAGGUCCGAAUUAAGUGGUCCUGGUUUCCUGUUGGUGGCGGGCCCCAGACUGAUGUGCUGGUAGCUGUGGGGUCCCAUAGCCGAACUUUUGGAGAAUUCAGAGGACGUGUGCAGCUCAGCCAGAACUUUCCAGAAGAUGCUACACUUGUGCUGACUGAACUCCAACUGAACGAUACGGGCCGGUAUGUCUGUGAAGUGGUGGAUGGACUGGAGGACCAGAGAACUACAGUGGACCUUGAGCUGAGAGGUGUGGUGUUUCCAUACCGGCAUCCUCUUGGGCGUUACUCCCUCAACUUCCUGGAUGCUCAGCGGGCAUGUGAGCAGCAGGACGCCACCCUGGCCACAUUCGCCCAGCUCUACCAGUCCUGGGAAGACGGUUUGAACUGGUGCAACGCGGGCUGGCUGGCCGACAGGACAGUCCAGUACCCCAUCACCCAGCCCAGAGCACCUUGCGGAGGCCCUGGACUUGCCCCAGGCAUCCGGAGUUACGGCAAGCGCCUGUUGCGCCUUCAUCGCUAUGAUGCCUUCUGCUUUUCCUCUUCCUUGCGAGGGCAAGUGUACUAUUUGCAGCCUUCUAACAAGGUGAACCUGACCGAAGCUCGGCGAGCCUGUGAGGACGACAAAGCACAGAUGGCUAAAGUCGGCCAGCUCUAUGCUGCAUGGAAAUUGACGGGCUUAGAUCACUGCAAUGCCGGCUGGUUGGCUGAUGGAAGUGUUCGAUAUCCCAUCACAAGGCCAAGAAGAAACUGCGGCCCUUCAGAGCCGGGGGUUCGCAGCUUUGGCUUCCCUCCUCCCCAGGACAAGCAUGGAGUCUACUGCUACAAAGCACAGGAGUGAUGGAUGUACAGUAGAGAUUAUAUCUAAGCAAGGGUGUCCAGACUUUUACCAGCAAGGGCCACAAAAAAGAAAGGAUACAACUUUGCCACUUUGAUAUUUUGUAAAGCAACACAUGUAGAUA